Messenger RNA from Electrophorus electricus (electric eel), 626 nucleotides. It is a transcript of the gene elof1, whose product is annotated as elongation factor 1. Gene Ontology annotation, cellular component: transcription elongation factor complex. Gene Ontology annotation, biological process: transcription elongation by RNA polymerase II. The record is from RefSeq and is a predicted model, not a curated record. Lineage: Eukaryota; Metazoa; Chordata; Actinopteri; Gymnotiformes; Gymnotidae. Gene Ontology annotation, molecular function: RNA polymerase II complex binding.
UUUUAAGACAAAGAAGACAUUUUCCCGGAAGUUGGUGGGCUUGUUUAUGCAUUAGGGCAGUGUUGUGGUUUUCUGGUUGUGGAGUACUAUUUGAUUAAUUGCUUAGCGGUUUAGUUAACGUAAGAUAUCUCGUUGGUGCAGAUGGCUCGCAGAAAGUCGAAGCGCAAGCCUCCUCCUAAGAAAAAAAUGACUGGAAACUUGGACACCCAGUUUACGUGUCCCUUCUGUAACCACGAAAAAUCAUGUGACGUUAAAAUGGAACGAAGUCGAAACACGGGAAUAAUAUCUUGCAGUGUAUGCUUGGAGGAGUUCCAGACCCCAAUUACCUAUCUCUCAGAACCAGUGGAUGUGUACAGUGAUUGGAUAGAUGCUUGUGAAGCAGCCAAUCAGUAGCUUUCUCAUGGGAUCAUGGGUCAUUAAAGACUAAAAGGGCCCCAGAGCUAAGAUGCAUUUUUCUGUUCUGAUAUGCUUCACCUAACAGUAACAUCUUGGACAUCAAGUAGUCCCAUAAUAAAACAAAAAUAUGGGAUAUCUUUCAGACUAUACUUAACCACCUUGUUUCUUUUUUUUUAAAUUGUUACAGAAUGUGAAUAAACAAAUAAAAUGUAGUGUUUAUUAAACAAUGA